Molecule: messenger RNA, 2027 nt
Organism: Ziziphus jujuba (common jujube)
Lineage: Eukaryota; Viridiplantae; Streptophyta; Magnoliopsida; Rosales; Rhamnaceae
Product: mitogen-activated protein kinase homolog MMK2
Exons: 7
Coding region: 497-1636 (379 amino acids)
Biological process (GO): intracellular signal transduction; protein phosphorylation
Cellular component (GO): cytoplasm; nucleus
Molecular function (GO): MAP kinase activity; ATP binding
Source: RefSeq, a predicted model, not a curated record
AGAUUUAUUACGUGCAAGAAUUAAGGAGUAAAAAUAUUAUUAAAGAAACGAGAGCUGGUAUGGCGAUUUUCCUUCAAACAAAUGUAGAGUGAAAACGCGGUUUCAAGAAGCGCUUUUGAUUUAUGGUCUUCUAAAUCUCUAUUGCAUUUCUCGAAUUUGGCAAAUGGAAAUUGAUACUAGACUCGUGUGAUGAGUAACAGGCUUGCACAGAGAUCAAAAAGUUUUGGUAAAAAGGUGGAUUGAAGCGGGAGUGAGUGGCAUAUGGGCAUGCAAAGUUUCACAGAAAACCCAUUAAUGGUUUAUCCAAAUUACUGACAAUGGUCUGCCCACAUACAGCGAAAGCUCUGCUAAAUUUGUUCCCCAAAAAAAACAAAAAAUCACAAAACAAACAGCCCCUUUAAACCCAAUACAAACCCACUCGAGGGUUUUCUUCUUCAAACCCCAGAAGAGACCAAAAAAGGAAAAAGCAUAUCUUGGGCUGCUUUGAUUUUCGGUCAUGGCUGCCAAGGAGUCAAGCUCUGCUUCUUCAGGGGAUAGUAAAGUUAAGGGGGUGUUCACCCAUGGUGGUCGAUACGUUCAGUAUAACGUCUAUGGUAACUUGUUUGAGGUCUCCAGCAAGUACGUGCCUCCCAUCCGCCCAAUCGGCAGAGGUGCUUAUGGCAUUGUUUGUGCUGCUGUUAAUUCAGAGACACAUGAGGAAGUUGCCAUUAAGAAGAUUGGUAAUGCAUUCGACAACAGGAUAGAUGCUAAAAGGACAUUGAGAGAAAUCAAGCUCCUCCGCCACAUGAAUCAUGAAAAUGUUAUUGCCAUCAAGGACAUCAUUCGACCUCCAAAAAAGGAGACCUUCAAUGAUGUAUACAUUGUUUAUGAAUUGAUGGACACUGAUCUCCAUCAAAUUAUUCGUUCUGACCAACAACUAACAGAUGAUCAUUGCCAGUACUUUCUGUAUCAGCUGUUACGAGGACUAAAAUAUGUACACUCUGCUAAUGUCUUGCACCGUGAUCUUAAGCCCAGUAAUUUGCUUCUAAAUUCUAAUUGUGACCUUAAAAUCGGAGAUUUUGGAUUGGCAAGGACCACAUCAGAGACUGAUUUCAUGACUGAGUAUGUUGUCACUCGUUGGUACCGUGCACCUGAGUUACUCCUUAAUUGUUCAGAAUACACUGCAGCAAUUGAUGUUUGGUCUGUUGGUUGCAUACUUGGUGAAAUUAUGACCAGAGAACCUCUGUUCCCUGGGAAGGAUUAUGUUCAUCAGCUGAGGCUUAUAACAGAGUUAAUAGGGUCACCGGAUGAUGCUAGCCUUGGAUUUCUUCGAAGUGAUAAUGCCCGUAGGUAUGUGAAACAGCUUCCACAAUGCAGGAAGCAACAAUUUGCUGCUAGAUUCCCUAAUAUAUCUUCUGGGGCUGUGGAUCUGCUUGAGAAAAUGCUUGUUUUUGAUCCCAACAAACGCAUUACAGUUGAUGAGGCACUUUGUCACCCAUACUUGUCAUCCCUUCAUGAUAUCAAUGACGAGCCUGUAUGCCCCAGGCCAUUCAGCUUUGAUUUUGAGCAUCCAUCAUGCAGUGAAGAGCACAUCAAAGAGCUCAUCUGGAGGGAAUCGAUUAAGUUCAAUCCAGACCCCCAAUCCAUUAGGAUAUAAUGAUUUUACAUAUGCUGUAGAAAUAUAUGGUGGACAAGCUUUUCCCUUGUAUGCGGUGUAUCAUUCCCCGGAUGAUAGGAAUAGAUCCUGAAAAAAACAUGUUUACUUGCAACUUGAGGUCAUUAAUGUGCAAUGAACUGAAGGAUUUGGUAUUUGACUGAAAUCAGCAUGUCCCAAGUGGAUGGUCAAUGGUUCUUAUAUUGAGCUAUAUUUAGGUUCCAAAAGGGAUGUUGAUGCCCAAAACAAAAGUUGAAAUCAGCGAAAAGAUUGGUGCUGAUCUUUUCAUUGAUUUACAACUUGGCAUAAUUGCAAUGUUGCAUUGCUGAUGAAUAUGUAUUUGUUCUUCUUAACAAUCAAAUAAAAAGGGUCUGGUGAAAGCUAUUUCUGGUUC